AUGAUGUUCAAGGACCUGUGCGAUAUGGGCGCUGUUUGCAAUGCCUGCAACACAUUCGUGAGCCAGUCAAGAAAGGCCGGUUACACCAACUUGCAAGCUCACCUCGUCCGCAACCACCCUGGUUACGAUACCGUGGUGCGAAGCUGCAUUAAAGAGAAGCGCAUUGUGUCCAUGGACAUGUUCAUCGACCGACACGCUCACACCACAUACCAAUGGGUGAAGCUGGUUGUGCACAAAAACUUCACACUAGCGGAUGUGGACGACCCAACGAUUCGGGACGCUGUCCGAUUUGACAGUAUCGGCUCAAAGACUCUCAAAGCCCGAAUGAUAGCCGCUGUCAAGUUGGCAGAACUUGAUAUGUGCGCCGAGCUCAAGGGUGAAAAGUACGUGUUGGUGUUCGACGGCGUAGCUGCUACUCGAUUGAGGCGCAAUCCAGUACCCCAGCGACAGAGUUCAAAGAAGGCCCAGCGGACGGGAAAAGCCUCGCAACCAAAGACCAAGCCCAAUAUGGGAAGGCAAAAGCGCACUCGCACAAACUCUCAGUCAGAAUCAGAAGACAACUUAUCCGAGCCACCUGCAAAACGGAAGCGAACACCAUCUGAGGUAAAAGCUGCUAUCAUCAAGCGAGCCAAAACCCGUGAAGAACACAAGUCGGCCUUCGUGGAUCUUGCCUGGAUACCAGCCACAUCAGUUCAAGUUGAGAGACUCUUUUCACUCGUGAAGUGCACUCUUGGGUACCUACGCAAGCGAAUGAGCGUGGAAACGCUGGAGUCAAUUCUGUACCUGCGCAUGAAUUGGGAUCUUGUCACGAACGAGAUAGUUUCUAAGUCUAUCAAGACUGCACGAGAGGAAGAUCUAGAAGAUGAAGAGGAGUGUGACAGCAACUUCUUGACGCGGGACGCGGCCGAGGGCGUGUUGCGCAGUGGCGCAGCGGAUCUCGUGGGCUUUGUGCGGCUGUUCCUUUCGAACCCGGACCUCGUGGAGCGAUUCCAGAAUGACUGGCCGUUGAAUGACCUCGUACCGCAUGAGCACUACUGGGACGCGCACAUGGGCGAUGUGGGCUACAACAUGUACAACCCAUACAUUAAGCAGCAAGAGUCUUCUUAA
This is a messenger RNA of Phytophthora nicotianae INRA-310, 1107 nucleotides long. RefSeq lists its product as hypothetical. Bases 1 to 1107 code for a protein of 368 amino acids. The record is from RefSeq and is a predicted model, not a curated record. The transcript is spliced from 2 exons. Lineage: Eukaryota; Oomycota; Peronosporomycetes; Peronosporales; Peronosporaceae.